CCGACUUCUUGUUGGGUAGAGUUCAAGAGCCAGACAUGGGCACAGUACAUGACUGGGUCCAUGAACACCGUGCUCGUCUCCAGGUGGCGUUCACAAGGGCCCAGGAGCGUCUGAAUGCUGCCGCCGUGUGUCGCAAGGAACAUCAUGAUCGUGGCGUGAAAGAGGCCAGAUUGAUCGUGGGCCAACAAGUUUUUCUGAGAGAGCACGGAAUAAGAGGGCGCCAGAAGAUCCAAGACCUUUGGAGCCCCACGGUCUACCAAGUUCUGAGGGCCCCAGUAGGAGAAGGAGCAGUUUACACAAUUGCACCUGUGGACGACUUGACCAAGAGUAAAACGGUGCAUCGCACCAUGAUCAAAGCUAGACUAGGAACCUCGGUCCAAGCCACACCUGUACCCUCAUUCCCUCAAGCUUCACAGGUGCCCUCACUCCUACCAGAUGAGGACCCUGAACCAGAUUUAUGGAUACAGGUGACCAACCCAGACCUUGUCUCCAGGGAGCCUCUACCUACAGUGGAAGCCGCUGAACUUUCCCCAACGAAUCUGCUGGCCCAGACCACUGAGUGCGCUGUGCCCACACCUGCAUCCGCAUCCCCCAUCGUGCAAGAGGACUCUCCAUGCAGUGCUGCUGAUCGUCCCCUUCGACGAACAUCCCGGGCCACAGCUGGGCACCACUCCAAUGUGCAUCACCUGCCCCAGACUGCAUGUCCAUCUAGUAGUGGGGGUGCAACUUCUGCUGUUGUAGCUUUUGGUGUGGCAUUUGAGACACUGAUACACUCUAAGUGUUGACUAUUUAUGUUACAGGUAGCAUGGCUUCGUCAAGUUUGCUUGUUUAGUGUGGUCACGCUGCUGUCUUGUCCAUAGCAUUAGUUUUCAUUUAUUUUUAUGUUUACGUCAUCACAGCUCCUCCGUGUCGCGGUAGCUGACCUGUUUGUGUUGCUCUUUGCUUGAUUGGGAUUUCCCAGGCCUGUGGGUUAUCUUUGGCGGGGGGUAGCUAGUCACCUGG
This is a messenger RNA of Alosa sapidissima (American shad), 1002 nucleotides long. RefSeq lists its product as uncharacterized. NCBI's taxonomy places the organism in Eukaryota, Metazoa, Chordata, Actinopteri, Clupeiformes, Clupeidae. The transcript is spliced from 2 exons. The record is from RefSeq and is a predicted model, not a curated record. The coding region runs from base 36 to 785 and encodes 249 amino acids.